AUGUCUUCUUUAAAAGUAAACAAUAAUAAAUGGCUUAGCGGAGAAACCGCGGAGGAAAAACAACUUUUCAAUCAUUCUAGGGAAAUGGAAAUUGUUUGUUUUGCUAUUACAAAAGUUAUAUCGGAAUGUGAUAACAAAUGGAAAGACUCUGCUGGCGAAGAUACCACAUAUUCCUUCGCGAAUCGUAACUAUAUAUUGGAAUUAGUCAAUUUACAGGUGCUAGAGCAAAUUAUUGAAUACUUGUCGAAAUUAGUGAAGUCAUUUUAUAAACUUAACCCUAAAUUAGCAAGAUUAAAAAAGGACAACGGUUUGAUAGGAAGCAAACAUGAUCAUAUUUUUGAUAAACUAUGUAGCUGUAGAUUCAUCAUGUUACAAUCAAUAUACAAUCUUAUCGGGACAAUAUUGAACACUUGUCUCCAUAGAGAAGAUUCUCGAAAAACGCUGGAAUCCUGUUUACGGUUGAUAGAAAUUUAUAAUAACUUAAUCGGGUUAAGCUACAAAAAGUUUACAUCUAAAUUCCAUACAUGCAGUAACACGUACCCUAAUGCUAUUAACGCUACGAAACCUAUUACAUUAACAAAAAUUGUUCAGGUUCUUUCAAAAAGCCGCGCGGAAAUCAAUUGUCAUAGAUUAAUAAACUGCUUAGUGAAAAUGUACCAACCUGGUGACAAUCCUGAUAACGAAUCAAGUACUAGUACGGCUGAAAGCUUAGAAAUAUAUCAUACUUUGACAAAACAUAUUACACCGCCAACGUCGUCUACCUCUCGGCAAAUGAGCAUCGCGCAGAAACGGGAGGCUUUCGUCGAGAAAAAGAAAACUUUAAUGAAACAAGCGCAGAGUUUAAUAGAGAAUAAAAAUGGACAUAGAAAGCUAAGCGAUGUCCUGAGCCAGCAUUCUGAUGGUGACGUGCCUUACACUUCGCUUUUGGCAAAUGAAUGUGUUUUGGAAUCUGUGUUUAAAAAUGAAGAUAACGUCAACAGUAUACUGCAAAGCGAAGAGUUAUACAUUGAGAUUUUGCUGGAUACCGUCGCAAAUAUUGCCCCUCUGUUGCUAGGACCGAACGGUGUCAAAAAGCUUAAAACAGGACGAAUACAGGUCAGCAAGAAAGCAGCUCACAAAGUGACCGAAUACUAUCAGAAUACAUUGUGGCAGGAUGUCGGAAGUUGUCUGGAGCACAUCGUCCUCUGGUGGUCUGCGUUCCCUUUAGGCACUAGAUCGCCGAACACUAGUCAAAAUCUACGGCAGUGGCUGUUUACAACAUUUAAUGUAAAUAAUACACCGGAAUUAAUACUAUCCGCACUAAGAGUAUUAGCAGACGCAUUAGGGUGUCACGUGACUUCAACAUCGUGGGAUAAACAUUUUGGAGCAACUUUGGCGACUAAUUUAAAAACAACAUCUUUAAAAGUAUAUCCAGAAUUGUCAGUAUUUAUAACCGAAAGCACAGAGUCAGGGGCGAAUUUCGCAUUAAUGCUGCAAGACCUGGUCACUCUUAACAAUCAGUGUGAGGUGACCUGGGACUACAUAUUAGGUGCUCCUAUAGAAGAUUUACCUAUCGUAGAACAAAUACCAAUUUUGCAUAGACUUGACCACUCGAUUCACACGUAUAGAUUAUGGUGUUUGGCGGAAACUCGUCGUCUAGCCAACUUAUGGGAAAUGGAUGAUUUUUUUCGUAUCACUCACAAAGACAUGCAAGUCUGCAUGGAGCAGUUAGCUAAUUUACGCUUUGCUGAUCACACGUCGGCCAUUGAAGCAGAAAACAUUGGUGUUCAUGAGAAAGUGAGCGCUAAAAUGCGAGAAAAAUUAGUCUCCGAAGUCAAAGUUAACAUACAAAAAUUAAAGGAUGCUGCGGAGGUGAUAACAGUGGUCCUGUCGGCAGUGUGCGCCACUACGAGCUUGGCGCACUUGACGAUGAUUUUCCCGAGCAAUGCGGAGUGGCGACGUAUUACACGGCCACCACAAGCCGACAACUCGAUUUACGUGCAAGAAUUUUUAGAUAAAAUGCUGCUACCUGUAAUAAAGGCAACAGAUGAUACAACUGCUCUUAAUAUGAUCUUGAGAAUCAUGUGCGAGUCAUGGCUGCAUCACAUAUAUGUUGCCAAAGUUAAGUUUACAAAAGAUGCAGCCCUGCAACUCCUGGCUGAUUUUAAUGAAGUUCGAAAUUGGCUUACCGAUUGCAAGGAACUCUCCGUCGACACUAGGAAACAAAUGUUGCAGAAUGAGGUUUUGAGGAGAUGCGAAGGCGUGGGUAGACUUUUGCUUCACGCUCCUGGCGACUUGAUAUCGAUGCAAGAGUCAACGACUCAGUCUGCGAAAAACGUUCGUAAAGAUGAAAACGAUACUUCCGAGCAACUGAUGCCGGCGGAGAUGUACGUACCGAACCAGAAGCAGUGGCUCACAUUACGCGCAAAUAACUUCAACUGCCCCAUCUCAUUCACCCUUUGUUGUUUAUUAUAUUGA
Molecule: messenger RNA, 2457 nt
Organism: Parnassius mnemosyne (clouded apollo)
Lineage: Eukaryota; Metazoa; Arthropoda; Insecta; Lepidoptera; Papilionidae
Source: the annotation of a GenBank genome assembly